Klebsormidium nitens is the source of this 1212-nucleotide messenger RNA. Lineage: Eukaryota; Viridiplantae; Streptophyta; Klebsormidiophyceae; Klebsormidiales; Klebsormidiaceae. The record is from the annotation of a GenBank genome assembly.
AUGUUGCCACGGCUCUUGCAAAGGACCGCAUCUGGCACCGUGCCUACUAAGGGCUACCACUUCCAGGAAGACGUGCUUUGCAAGCGCCUCUCUUCUGGCGAAGUCAAGAUUGUACCCAAACCAGAGCAGCGCGUGAACCUCAUUCGCCGCGUGCACCUGGAUGUGGGACACUACGGCGUCAAGAAAACGUACUCCUUGCUCGAGCCCAUAUACUGGUGGGUCGGGAUGUAUGGAGACGUCCAGAAGGAGGUCAGCACUUGUGUGGUCUGCGACCGCGUUAAGGCCACCUUCGAGGUGAAGGACCCUGAACUAAAACCUCUGCCAAUCAUGGGCAUGUUUUACCGUUGGGGGAUCGAUCUUUUCAAGAUGCCCUUCCCCUCUACCGCUGGCAACCAGUACGUGAUUGUCAUGAUCGAGCAUUUUUCGAAGUGGAUCGAAAUUGCCGCAAUUUCUGCAAAGACUGCAGAGAACGUGAAAGCCGCGUUCAUCAAGAUCUUGGCACGCUACGGCGCGCCCGCAGAGGUCUUGACACACCAGGGAACGGAGUUCGAGGGCCUUUUUGCCGAACUCCUUCUUGCGGUGUACAUCGACCACCGCAUCACGUCCAGAGACCAUGCCCAAUCCAACGGCUUGGCCGAGAGGAUCGUCCAGAUGUUCGAGAAGGCACUGCGCAAAUACUGCGUGCUGUACGACCACGACCACUGGGACGAAUUCCUCCAUUGGAUUGCGAUGGGGUACCGGUUCAGCCGCCACCACUCGCUGGGGGGAUACUCCCCCUACUACUUGCUCUACGGCCGCCACCCAAUCCCCACCCGCGACACGCUGCGCUACGCGUACACUCGCUCUGGCAACUUCAAGCCGAAGCUCAAGCGCUUCGAAGUCGGAGACCUGGUCUACCUGCGCCGCGAGUCCACCAACUCCAUGGAGCCUGACACAGGCCGGAUCAUCCUCAGAGUCAAGCAGCUGCUCGGCACAGGCCGCUUGCUCUUGGAGGGCCGUGAUCAGAAGACCAUCAGAGAGCAUGUUGAGAACUGUGCGCCUUGCCACCAUCCCAACAUCGACCUCUACCAGGAUCCCGCUCUGGCAGACAACCAAGAGAAGGACCAGGCAUGCGAGGUUUGCGGACUCGUUGAUGUCACCCGGAGAACUGGUCCCAUGCCGCUCUGCGACAACUGCGACUCCGGCUGGCACAUGAAGUGCUUAACUUCAUGA